GUUAGAUUUUGAGUGUUGAAUAUUUCCUUCUACUGUUGUUCACCCAUUAUUUCAACGUAUAAAGUUGUUAAUUUUGGAUUGCGUAAGAUGGCUGAUGAAAUUGCAUCAGCAAUGGAGCAGGAAAUGGUGGAAGAACAGGCUAUAAAGUGCCCAAGGCCUUCAGCAAAGAGGCAAAGGAAAGGAUCUCCUGACGCCCGAGAAGAAACAGAUAAAGAACGUGUAGACGAUAGUCUUCUGCAAGAUGCACGUAGAAUCAAAGAAAACAUCAGGGUCUACAUGAACGCAACAGACAGGAACGUGAGUGCGAAGGUACAAAAGCACGUUAAUGGGAAAAUUCAGCAGUUAAUAGAUAUAAUGGAGACAAUAUAUGAUAAGAACUAUGAAAAAACGUUUUUAGUACAACGUGUAGUAAAGGACACACAUUAGCUUCCUCUGAAAUGUAUGAUAUCAUAGUAAAUGCAUUAGUGGAAAAAGCAGUACCUAUGGUUAUCGAGGGACUCAAGACGGAAAGUAAAA
Molecule: messenger RNA, 516 nt
Organism: Nezara viridula (southern green stink bug)
Lineage: Eukaryota; Metazoa; Arthropoda; Insecta; Hemiptera; Pentatomidae
Source: the annotation of a GenBank genome assembly